This is a messenger RNA of Acanthaster planci (crown-of-thorns starfish), 2088 nucleotides long. RefSeq lists its product as uncharacterized. NCBI's taxonomy places the organism in Eukaryota, Metazoa, Echinodermata, Asteroidea, Valvatida, Acanthasteridae. Gene Ontology annotation, molecular function: protein binding; transmembrane receptor protein tyrosine kinase activity; ATP binding. Gene Ontology annotation, biological process: cell surface receptor protein tyrosine kinase signaling pathway; positive regulation of kinase activity; multicellular organism development. Gene Ontology annotation, cellular component: signaling receptor complex; plasma membrane. The record is from RefSeq and is a predicted model, not a curated record.
UACACAGUGACGGGUCUGGAGGACUACACAGAGUAUGAGAUCAGGGUGUACGCCAAGAAUGACAUCGGUGAAAAUACUGACUAUGCCAAAGUAGUGGGACACACAUUGCCAAAUCCUCCAGGCCCAGACACAGGAAUCACUGUGAAGUACAACACAGAUGAUGGGACCGUGAAAGUCAAGGAGCUGAGAGUAGAGAAUAGUUGCAUCCAACUGGAAGUCAAGUAUGAAGGCAAUGACACCUGGCACGAAUGUGGAAAGUGUAUCGAUGCUGAUCAGACAGUGAGACUCUCUGAAUGGUGUGCAGCAUCACAAAAGAGAAGACGACGAGCUAUAGAUGACAUUGAAGAUGUCCGCGCUAAACUCUGCAUUGAUGGUUUGUGUAGUGAAGCAGCACCUGCAAAAAACGUGAAAAACCCCAUCCUGGUACCCCAACAGCCUGCUGAUAACACCGGAAUCAUUGUCGGUGUCAUAGUCGCAGUGGUCGUGUUAACUUUAGUCAUAGUACUUGGAGCCUACGCAAAGAGGAAGUUCAAGUUCAGAAGCCAUAGCGAGGGGGAAAAUGAAACUAAGUGCAAGGCCAAGAGUCUUUGUCUGGAAUCAACAAGUUCAAAGUCACCCAGAUAUACUGACACAGAUGCACAGUCACCAUAUCAAGAAAUAACUGAAUUAGACGUCAUUGGACAGCAAGCUAAUCGGGAUCAAGGAGCAGCAAUAUACUCAAAUGUCCCCAUGGAAAGCAAAGCAUUCCCACGAGAUCAGCUGCAGAUUGUCAGAGAGCUUGGACAUGGGGCUUUUGGUCUGGUGCUUCUUGCUGAAGCUACUGGGAUAACAGAGAGGUCAAAGGUCACCUUGGUAGCAGUUAAGACACUCAAAGAUGGAGCCAGUAAGAGUGAUAAAGAUGGCCUAAUGAAGGAGAUAGACUUGAUGAAGAAGUUACCAGACCAUUGUAAUGUAGUCAGGCUCCUAGGAUUUUGCAUAGACAAAGAACCACUAUACAUCAUUGUUGAGUAUCUGUCCAGAGGCAAUCUGAAAGAUCUUCUUCAAGACAGUCGCAGUAAGGGUGGUCGUGUCUAUGGAAACCUGCAUGGCAUCAGUAAGUCAUUGACUUCGAGGGAUCUGAUGAAAUUUGCCAAGGACGUUGCUAAUGGAAUGGCCUUCAUUUCAUCUCAAAAGUGCGUCCACAGGGAUCUGGCUGCCCGUAACGUGCUAGUGGCUGAGGACAUGUUAUGUAAGGUGUCUGAUUUUGGACUUGCUCGUGACGUCCUGAACAUUCGAGUAUAUGAACGAGGAUCGGAGGGUGCUCUGCCCAUGCGCUGGAUGGCUCUUGAGUCGUUGUUGGAUGACGUAUACACAACAGAGAGUGACGUGUGGUCAUUUGGUGUACUUCUGUGGGAGAUUGUUACUCUUGGUGCUCGUCCAUAUCCAGCUAUGACUGCUAAGAUGAUGGUUGGUGAGCUUCAGUCAGGUUAUCGAAUGCCAAAACCACACCACUGUCAAGACGAAUUGUAUGAGAUGAUGUUGAGUUGUUGGGAUGAGGAUCCAGAGAACCGACCUACAUUCGAGGUGAUCAGUCAGGAGCUGGAGGGACUUAUCAAAAAAGGAAAGGAGUACAUUUCGGUCAAGAGCUUUUCAGAGACGAUUUAUGAAGCCGUUCAACCAGCAGAUAAAGAGGAAAAGGUUUAAGCAUUACGACAGCUUAGGGUUGAGUGGCCAUGGAGGAAGGACACAGAAGGAGUUUGAACUUCCAGGGCUACAACUUCCGGCAUGCCUGGUAUGUCCAUAGCCAGAGCGCAGCGAGUGCUCGCUACGCACCACCUUUUUCACAAGCAUUUGCCCCCUUUGUACCCCAUGAUCGUCACCGCAAUUUUUCGCUGGUAAUCUACCUCCUUAAAAUGUCGUGUAUUGCAGUAUAGGAUGUUAAAUAUUCAUGCCAUCGUUGGUAUAAUAACUUCGAAUUUAAUGCUUGGGCAGUUGCUUGUAUAAGGCUGUGUGCCCUAAGUGUUCAUCUGCAGUUAUUGCUCUAAUCGAACGCUUUCUUCUGGAGUUGUUUUGGGAAUAAAUAGCCCAGUUGUUUAUGAGAUAUUGUGU